Messenger RNA from Lactuca saligna, 1086 nucleotides. The record is from the annotation of a GenBank genome assembly. NCBI's taxonomy places the organism in Eukaryota, Viridiplantae, Streptophyta, Magnoliopsida, Asterales, Asteraceae.
AUGACUGACAUUUCAAAUGCUUCGGGAAAGAAAAAACCUACAAGUUUUAAAACCACCAUUGUAGUUGAAGUUAUUACCGGUUCGGCGUCAGUUACUUUAUAUGAUUCUGACGCAAAGAAGCUUAUAAGAAAAAACGCACAUGAGUUGGUUCAUGAGUUCUAUAAGGUUGGUAAUAAUGAAAUUUAUCCAUCUGCUCUAAAUAUACUAUUGGAAAAAAAGAUGGCGUUCAAAAUUCAAAUUACACAUGACAAUUUGAAUAGCAAAACAGAAGGUUAUGCUAUCUCAAUGAUCACGUCUAACGAUACAAUCAUUGAUGUAUUGGAAAAAAAUGAAAAUGGAUCGGCAUCAUCAUUGUGUGGACUCCUUCUUCUUGAAUCCUAUGAUCCAGAUGAAUAUGUUUCAAAGAUUUUAUUUGUUAUCAAACCAACGACUUCAGAUGCCAAAUGGAUACCGUUUCCAACCUCUGAAUACACUGCAACAAAGUUUGCUUUGGUAGUUAUCAGUUCAAACCCGUUACAUUUCAAGGUCAUUCGAUUGUCAUACACAAAGCCAUCUGAUAUGCCUACGGAAAAAGUGGACUAUGAUUACUACAACAUAGAAUUGUUUUCAUCUACUACAUGGCAAUGGAGGGAGUUUCAAAAUAUCCGAUUACCAUCAUCUGCUUAUCCUGUCUCUGAUGAGGCAGUUACAAGUGGCGGUGCCGUAUACUUCUUAUUAUCUAAUGAUACCAUAUUGCGAUUUGAUAUUUAUUCAGAAGAACAUAUACUCAUAUUUUCACCUUCUACUAUUAAUGAAUUAAAACCAUAUGCAUCAAGACUAAUCAAGUUUCACGGAAAAUUAGGAUAUGUCUCUAUAAGUGGAGAUACUUCGUGUGUUAUUUGGAUUUUCAUGCACAAUCAGUGGGUUAAAGUAGAUGAUAGUACUUACAAUGAAAGUGCACAUGAAUGGUCGGAUUAUAGAAACAAUACCCUAUAUUUCUUAAGAGGAAAUACGAUUGAGUAUGUGGUUCCGGUACAUCAUUCUCAACAAGUUUUUUCAAUCCGUUCUGAUUUUGAUACAAUGAGUAUGCCAAGUCGAUAUUACUGA